Molecule: messenger RNA, 555 nt
Organism: Dalotia coriaria
Lineage: Eukaryota; Metazoa; Arthropoda; Insecta; Coleoptera; Staphylinidae
Gene: ATPsynF
Product: ATP synthase, subunit F
Exons: 3
Coding region: 84-407 (107 amino acids)
Biological process (GO): proton motive force-driven mitochondrial ATP synthesis
Molecular function (GO): proton-transporting ATP synthase activity, rotational mechanism
Source: RefSeq, a predicted model, not a curated record
CGUCCUGUCAACUCCGGCGAACUCGCCGUCCUCGUCCACCAUUGUAGCGGACCAGAUUACAUUCGGGACUUCAGACAAGAAUCAUGGGUUUCGGUGAAUAUCCAGCUGAUUACAACCCCAAGGUGCACGGACCUUACGAUCCGGCCCGCUUCUACGGCAAACCCGAUACUCCCUUCGGCCAGGUGAAGAUCGGUGAGCUGAGCCAAUGGUUCGGUCGCCGUAACAAGUCUCCGCAGGCCAUGACUGGUGCCAUCAGCAGGGCUUGGUGGAGAUGGCAACACAAGUAUGUGCAGCCGAAGCGUUCCGGUAUCGCUCCAUUCUUCCAGUUGGUGUCUGGUGCUAUGGUUUUCUUCUAUGUCAUCAACUACAACAAACUCUCCAAGCACAGGAACUACAAGUACCACUAAUCUGAUUGCAUGCCAGCAGGCCCAAUAGCAUAUUGCUAAAUGUUGUAGUUCAAGCAUUGAUAUAUCAAGUUAAAGCAAAAUCUUAAAAUGUAAUAAUGUGUAAUGUAAUUCAGCCCUUAACAAUACAAUUACCAUUCAGUAAUCACAA